GUGGCCCCGAGGAUCGAUCUCACACGUUCAUAGCGUGGCCCCGCCCGCAACGAACCCCAUCGCGGCCGUCCGUUUACGCGGGCCCCGCUCUGUCAGGUUGCAGCGUGGCGCCAGCUGGCGGCGGUGGGGCACGCACUACCUUAUCCUCUUUUCCCGAUGCAGCACCUCCCCGAACACGGCCCACUGCACCGGCAACCGGCAGCAAGCCAGGGGCCCGUAGGUCAGAGAGGUCAGUCCACGAGGCAGCGUUGUGCACCGAGCCCAACCGCCGCGGAAUAUACCGUGGUCGUCGUCUUGCUCGCCACUCGCCCCCAACUCCAACCUUCCCGUUCCGAACUCGAAACGCCGAGUCGGAUCAGAUCAGAAGCGCCGCAGCGAACCUAGGGUUUGGUUGGUUAGAACCCCCCAUUUCGCGGAUCGAGUGGUUAGGGCUUCGAUUCAAGCGCGUCGCUUCAGCCAUGAUGUCGAGGUCGUACACCAACCUCCUCGACCUCGCCGCCGGCAACUUCGCGGCGCUGGGCCCGUCCGGCGGCGGGAGGCGGCGGUCGGGGUCCUUCGGGAUGAAGCGGAUGUCCCGGGUGAUGACGGUGCCAGGGACGCUGUCCGAGCUGGACGACGAUGAGGACGAGAUGGCGGCGACGAGCAGCGUCGCCUCCGACGUGCCCUCGUCGGCCGUGGGGGAGCGCCUCAUCGUGGUGGCCAACCAGCUCCCCGUCGUCGCGCGCCGCCGCCCCGACGGCCGCGGGUGGGUCUUCUCCUGGGACGAGGACUCGCUCCUCCUCCGGCUUCGCGACGGCGUCCCCGACGAGAUGGAGGUGCUCUUUGUCGGGACGCUCCGCGCCGACGUGCCCGCCUCCGAGCAGGACGAGGUCUCUCAGACCCUCAUCGACGGCUUCCGCUGCGCCCCUGUGUUCCUGCCGCCCGAGCUCUACGAGCGGUUCUACCACCAAUUCUGCAAGCGGUACCUCUGGCCGCUGUUCCACUACAUGCUCCCCUUCGCCUCCCCCCUGUCCCCGACGGAGACGGCCUCAUCCGGCGACGGUGCCCGGUUUGACCGCAGCGCCUGGGAGGCGUAUGUGCUCGCGAACAAGCACUUCUUCGAGAAGGUGGUUGAGGUCAUCAACCCGGAGGAUGACUACGUGUGGGUCCACGAUUACCACCUCAUGGCGCUGCCCACCUUCCUCCGGCGCCGCUUUAACCGCCUCCGGAUCGGCUUCUUCCUCCACAGCCCGUUUCCCUCAUCAGAGAUCUACCGCACCCUCCCUGUCCGUGAGGAGGUUCUGCGAACGCUUCUCAAUUGUGAUCUAAUCGGGUUCCACACGUUUGAUUACGCGAGGCACUUCCUCUCUUGCUGCAGUAGGAUGCUUGGUUUAGAGUACCAGUCGAAGCGUGGAUACAUUGGAUUGGAGUACUUUGGCCGCACUAUUGGGAUCAAGAUCAUGCCGAUGGGAAUCCAUAUGGGCCAAUUGCAAUCAGUGAUGCGAUUGCCUGAGAAGGAGUGGAUGGUUGCUGAGCUGCAGCAGAAAUUUGAGGGGAAAUGUGUGUUGCUUGGUGUGGAUGAUACAGAUAUCUUUAAAGGGAUCAAUUUGAAGCUUCUCGCAUUUGAGAAUAUGCUGAGGGUGCAUCCCAAGUGGCAAGGGAGGGCUGUGUUGGUGCAGAUAGCUAAUCCUCCACGGGGGAAGGGAAAGGAACUGGAGACCAUCCAGGCUGAGAUUCGGGAGUGUUAUGAGAGGAUUAACCGGGAGUUUAGCCAGACUGGGUACAGUCCAAUUGUUUUCAUUGACCGGAACGUGCCAAGUGUAGAAAGGCUUGCAUAUUACACAGUAGCCGAGUGUGUGGUAGUGACAGCUGUGAGGGAUGGAAUGAACUUGACGCCUUAUGAGUAUAUUGUCUGUCGGCAGGGGAUACCUGGCUCAGAGUCCGCGCCAGAGGUGAGUGGACCGAAGAAGAGCAUGCUAGUUGUGUCAGAGUUCAUUGGGUGCUCACCUUCACUUAGUGGUGCCAUUCGUGUUAACCCGUGGAAUAUCGAAGCAACUGCUGAGGCACUGAAUGAAGCCAUCUCGAUGUCAGAACAAGAAAAGCAGCUGAGGCAUGGAAAACAUUACCGCUAUGUCAGCACCCACGAUGUUGCAUAUUGGUCAAGGAGCUUUGUCCAGGACCUGGAGAGGGCAUGCAAGGACCACUUCAGGAAGCCAUGUUGGGGCAUUGGAUUGGGGUUCGGAUUUAGGGUGGUGGCCCUGGACCCGCAUUUUACAAAGCUUAAUUUGGAUACAAUUGCAAUGUCUUAUGAGAGAUCAAAGAGUAGGGCUAUAUUACUUGAUUAUGAUGGCACAUUGGUGCCACAGACUUGCAUCAACAAGGAACCAAGUGCAGAAAUGGUGAGGAUCAUUAAUACAUUAUGUUCAGAUAGUAAAAACAUUGUUUUCAUUGUCAGUGGGAGAAGCAGGGAUAGCUUGGGAUCAUUGUUCGCCUCAUGCCCAAAGCUAGGAAUUGCAGCAGAACAUGGUUACUUCAUAAGAUGGACUGGAGAUGACGAGUGGCAAGCAAGCACCCAUGCCUCAGACUUUGGAUGGAUGCAAAUGGCAGAGCCAGUGAUGAAUCUUUAUACAGAAGCAACAGAUGGAUCCCAUAUCGAGACGAAAGAAACUGCAUUGGUGUGGCACCAUCAGGAUGCUGAACCAGGCUUUGGGUCUUCCCAGGCGAAGGAGAUGCUUGAUCACCUGGAAAAUGUACUAGCAAAUGAACCAGUCUCAGUCAAGAGCGGCCAGUUCAUUGUCGAAGUAAAACCUCAGGGUGUUAGCAAAGGUCUUGCAGCUGAGAAGAUACUCACAUUGAUGAAGGAGAAGGAACGGCAGGCAGAUUUUGUGUUAUGCGUAGGUGAUGACAGGUCAGAUGAGGAUAUGUUUGAAAAUAUCGCUGAUGUCAUGAAAAGAAACAUUGUUGCUCCAAAGACACCACUAUUUGCUUGUACUGUGGGGCAGAAACCGAGCAAAGCCAGGUUCUAUCUGGAUGAUACAUUUGAAGUAGCCACUAUGCUGAGCUCACUAGCAGAUGCUUCGGAACCUGACCCUAUAAUGGAGCUGGAGGAUGGCUUGGCUACAUCUGUCUCAUCAAUAGAUAUCAGCAAUGAACCGCUGCAGUUUGGUAAUAGAAGGGCUGAAGGAUCUUAGGCUCGGACUUCUAAUAUCUACAUGCUAUGAUGGUUGGUUCGCAAAAAAAAAAAAAAAUUCUGUUGAGUCUGAAGUUGUGGAACAGAAAACAAAUGACUGACAGCAGGGCUAAAGAUGCUUCACAUGACACGCUAAUUGAUUCAUUAUAGAUGAUAGCCUGUUUCUCCAGGUCGGUGAGAGAUGACAACCAGUAUCUGCACAAACCCAAAUAUUCUGCAGUCUGUGAGAGGGAUCACAAGAGUAGCUUCAAAUAGCUUCAUUCUGCACUUGGUUUGGGCAUCACAACCAGUUGCUGCCAAGGAGAUUCUUAUGUCCAUAGCUGACUUAUCAUGUUCUUUCAAAUUUCAAUGCUUUUCUCUUCUGCAUUAGCAUCUUUAUUGAAAUCUGAAUUGUUAGGGGCAAGGCUGGUGAAAUGCAUUGCUUGGAGCCUCUGAAAGGACGCAUGUCGCCACAUGUGGUUCGUUAUUUGCUGGCUUGGUUAACGAAGAGAUUGUCUAGCCAUGAAAAACACGUGAUUUGUUCGUUUUGAAUUGUAAUAGUGUGGUAAUGCGAAGGAUGUUGCUUGAUUCAUUAUUUGACAAUAUCCGGCUGAUUCGUCAUUGACUUCAUCAAAACUAAACUAUUCUUAUUUCUUGGA
This is a messenger RNA of Phragmites australis (common reed), 3807 nucleotides long. Its product is annotated as probable alpha,alpha-trehalose-phosphate synthase [UDP-forming] 7. The coding region runs from base 459 to 3170 and encodes 903 amino acids. Gene Ontology annotation, molecular function: catalytic activity. Lineage: Eukaryota; Viridiplantae; Streptophyta; Magnoliopsida; Poales; Poaceae. Gene Ontology annotation, biological process: trehalose biosynthetic process. Gene Ontology annotation, cellular component: cytosol. The record is from RefSeq and is a predicted model, not a curated record. The transcript has 3 exons.